This is a messenger RNA of Cadophora gregata, 438 nucleotides long. RefSeq lists its product as uncharacterized. Bases 1 to 438 code for a protein of 145 amino acids. The record is from RefSeq and is a predicted model, not a curated record. NCBI's taxonomy places the organism in Eukaryota, Fungi, Ascomycota, Leotiomycetes, Helotiales, Ploettnerulaceae. The transcript is spliced from 3 exons.
AUGCCUCCUCCCUCUCAAUCCAUCGUGAACAUGGCUGCGAUUGUUAAUCUUUCAUUUUAUAGGUACGAUCACAUGAACAACUCGAUUUACAACUUCCUGUACGACUCUGUAGUCAAUACCUACCUGAUUGAAGAAUGUGGUCAAGAUCCGAGGACGUCCUCGCAAUACGGGCUUGUCGUUCACUCUCAUGCAGACUUUUUUGGAUCAAUAGCCUUUCCCGCCAUCGCAGAACUCGCUCUUAGUGUGAAGAAGCUUGGUAAGACAAGUGUCACAUACGAGAUUGCCCUCUUUGAGCGCGGAGUUGAGGAAGUGAAGUCGGUGGGAGAGCUUGUUCAUGUCUUUGUCGAUCGAGAGAGUGGAAGACCGGCGGCGAGUGGAAUGAACUCCAUCCUCAAGGAAGGGCUGCAAAAACUUCUGGUAAUAGAAUCGAAGCUAUAG